UGAAAAAAAUAUGUUUUAAUUGACAUGGCGUUGAUGUGUCAAAAACGUAGACUGACAAUUUAGCUUAGAUGUAAUUUUGUUAAGUCUGACCUUAAUUUUAACGAAAGAUAGCUAUAAUUUUGUAGCUUUAUGAAAAAUUUGGAUGAUAUUUCAUAUUUUUAAAAAUUUAGCUAAUAUUUUAAAAUCAUAAAAAAAAUUGGCUAAAAAAUAGUCUCCUUCAAUUUGAUUGUAUUUUUCGUGUGAGAGCGUUGACCGUCAAGCCCUAGCCUUCUCUCUCUUCAUCUCCGCCACCCACCACCUGUCAGCUCCUCAUUCGACCUCCUUCCCUCAAGCCUCCCUCCCUCCCUCUCUCUCCACUCGCCUUUCAAGUUUCAACCCCUUUCCCCCGCCCUCAUUCUUCUCCCCUAAUUUCUCUAUCUUUCUUCUCCGGCGUCAUAGUUCCGCAUCGAUCUUCCUCCCUUCCGCCCGCCCGCUCGCAGUUUCUUAUUGGUAAGCCCUAGUUUCUUAACCCAUCACUAAAUCCAUUUUUGAUGAUUGAUAAUAGGUCAUUUCUAUCGAUCUAUGCUAUUCCAAUCUUGAUUCGCGACUUCCCUUCUCAAGAUCUGCCGAGUGUUUUUAGGCUGCUUGAUUACGGCUUGUAGGGUUCUUCGUUUGAAUCUUUCUUAUGGCUUUGUCGAUUUCUUUGUUCCGGGAUCUAACUGCUGUUGAGUUGGUUUCGUGGUGGGAUUUUUACUCUGGUGAAAACGGUUUUGUGGAAAUUUCUGGCUAGGCGUUGACUUGCACUUUUCCUGUUGUUGAUUCUGAUCUGCUAGUUUGGCUUUUGGGAGAAGAUAUCAAUACAAGGAAAUCCUAAUAUUGUACCAGAUUGGGGUUUUGUUCCUGAAUUUACAUCUCCCGAGAUGCUGUACUUGCUUCCCUGGUCGGCUGUGUGCCUUUAUCUGCAACUGUAUGGAAUCAAUUUAAUGGAAGACAGUACUGGUGGGGUUUUCAUAUGUUUUGAAAGAACAAAGACACAUUGAUUGGAACCUGUGUUAUUUAUUUAUAAAUUAUAAAUAAACAUUAGUUAGCAUAGUUUGGAUCAUUCCGGAGGAAGAUAAGAGGUGAAAUGAUAUCCUCCUUGUGCCUUGGUUUUGCUUUGUCGCUUCAGAUUUUCUGUUGGUUUUCAAGGUAAAACAGAAAUGAUAUGGCGUGCCCAUAUGUUUUGGCACAUUUCUGUUUGUAAGUGAUGGUAGUCUGGCUUCAAUGAUUAUUUAAAUGAGAAUGAAAGUUGGUUUCUAUUGUAACUGUUUGUUUCCAUCUUAAUGAUGCUCGUUAAUAAACCAAUUCCAUGGGUUUUACUCUUUAGAUUGAGAAAAGAUGUCUGCUGAAGCAUCCCGCGAGGAGAAUGUGUACAUGGCCAAGUUGGCUGAGCAGGCUGAACGUUAUGAGGAAAUGGUGGAGUUCAUGGAGAAAGUUGCAAAGACAGUUGAUGUUGAGGAGCUGACUGUGGAGGAAAGGAACCUACUUUCCGUGGCUUAUAAGAAUGUGAUUGGAGCAAGAAGAGCUUCGUGGAGGAUCAUCUCUUCCAUUGAGCAGAAAGAGGAGAGCAGGGGAAAUGAGGAUCAUGUUUCUAUUAUCAAAGAGUACAGGUCUAAGAUUGAAACCGAACUGAGCAAGAUCUGUGAUGGCAUCCUGAACCUUCUUGAGACACAUCUCGUUCCUUCUGCCUCGGCUGCUGAGUCUAAGGUGUUUUACCUCAAAAUGAAGGGUGAUUACCAUAGGUAUCUUGCUGAGUUUAAGACUGGUGCAGAGAGGAAGGAAGCUGCUGAGAGCACCUUGAUGGCUUACAAGUCUGCACAGGAUAUUGCACUAGCUGAUUUGGCUCCUACCCACCCGAUCCGUCUGGGGCUGGCACUCAACUUCUCUGUUUUCUAUUAUGAGAUCCUGAACUCACCUGAUCGUGCCUGCAGUCUUGCGAAACAGGCUUUUGAUGAGGCCAUCUCCGAGCUGGACACAUUAGGUGAAGAGUCGUACAAGGACAGCACUUUGAUCAUGCAACUACUCCGUGACAACUUAACACUAUGGACUUCUGAUAUCACGGACGAUGCUGGGGACGAGAUCAAGGAAGCAUCAACAAAGCAUGAAUCAGGAGAGGGUCAGCAAUAGUGUGUUCAUUUCUAGGAUGAUACGUCUACUCUCUUCUCUGUGCUAUUAUCGUUUGAUGUCGUACCAUGGAUUCCAUGAUAUGGGGUAUUGUAGUCUCUGAUUUGAUAUGAACUCCAUCUAUGCUUUCCUCUAGUGUGACCAGCCGACACUGACGGUUUGUAUUCUCAACAUCUUAUCGAAAGCUUCUGGUAAUCGGGUUGAGAUAGUGUGGAUGGUGUUGGCUUUUUUUAAUCGCAUGAACGGUUCUUUCUAUACCCUUUCACUCUUAGCAAGGUGCGGUUCGAUCCACUUUGACCCUUAACCUGGUGAGAAAAACGGGCCGUACGCACUUGUUGGGUCGAUUGCUACAAGGUAUCGGGUUGGCGGUCAAAUUGUGUCAUUUUUUUUCUUUGUUUUACGAAAUGCGCCUAUUUUUCGAUUUUUCUUUUCGCUUAACUCAAUUUUUGGAAUGCUAAGUUGAACAUUUCAAUAUUGAUAUAAUAUAAGUGUUGUGUGAAUUUUCACUAUCAUACCGUUUGGUAUAAAUGAAUUUCAUAAGUUUUGAGGAAUUCAUUUUGAAAUGAAAUCUUUUUGUGUUUGGUAUUUAAUAGAAUUUAUUUUUAAUUCUAAAUUUUGAAUUUUAUGGAAUUGCAACUAGUUGUAGCAAUUCGGAGAAAUUUGGAGAAAUUGAGAUGGAAUUUGCAAAUGAAUUCCACGAGUAUUUACUAAUUAUAAUAGAAUGACAUAAUUAUCUUCAUUUAUUAACGAAAUUACUUCUACAUAUAUUAUUUCGCGCUAAUUGAUGCAGUAUGGGAAACGUCACCAAGAACUUGAUUGCAACGCUAAUAGCAUAUGCUGGUUAUUUUGUAUUUCUAGUUUGAUUGUAUUAGUACGUUGAGAAAGUACAACUAGAUUGUAGGGUUCAUGGACAAAAUAUUAGAAAAGAAUUAAUGAAUAAAAUAGAAACACAAGAACAGUUUUGAUAUUCUACGUAUGAGACCAAAGACAUUUUUUAAAGAUGAAUUUUCAAUGAAUAUUGUAUCUUCCGGUAAUUAAUAAGGGUGUAGUUGGAGAAAGUUUUAAUUUAAUUCAAUUCUAAACAUAUACCAAACAUGGUUUGGGAAUUCAAUUCAUUUAUUUCUAUUGAUUUGGGAAUUCUAGAUAGUAAUUCAUUUUAAAAUGAAAUGAUAUAAUUUAUCAGGAUAAGUACAAUACAAUGACUCUUUCUAUACUAGUAAUCGUGCCCGGCCCGUUGGCCGGCGGAGGUUUCUAUUUCUUCUUGAAGGAAAGAUUGAAUUUGUGAAAUAUCAACAGAAUAUGUGAAACAAAAUUUUAACUAAGUUUUGUCAUAUAUUCUUUUUAACUUCAACAAUACCAAAUUUAUCAUGACAGAAGUAAAGUGUGUAUAUAAAAUUAAAGAAGUUGACAAUUGCGAACGAAUUGGAUAAACCAACUUCAAGUUAUAAAGUUACACAUUGAAACUCCAAUUGAUCACCUUGCAGAAUGGUAAGCAUUAAGCAAAACGCAAAUCAGAAACAAUUCCCAUACAUGAAAAUUGACCUACUAAAUAUUGACAGUAUAUAUAAGUUUGCUUGGAUUGGUCUAAACUAUUUUAGGGCAACAAAUAGAUGAGUUUCGUUCUUUAUUGAAAUAAUAUCGUUUGUUUGUAGACUUUCAAUCUCUAUCCAUAAAAGGCUUUCACAACAACCAGUUGACAUCUUUUCGUUAUUAGUCUCUGUGAAUAUACAUUUGAAUAGUUU
Molecule: messenger RNA, 3884 nt
Organism: Linum trigynum
Lineage: Eukaryota; Viridiplantae; Streptophyta; Magnoliopsida; Malpighiales; Linaceae
Source: the annotation of a GenBank genome assembly